AUGCCACCUCAACUACCAGCGGAUUGUCUCAAAGAAAUAUUUGAAUUAUUGAAUGAUGAUAUCCGAUCCUUACAUUCAUCCAUAAAUGUGAGUAAAUUAUGGUGCAAGAUUGGUAUCCAGAUAUUAUGGAGACAUCCAUGGAAAUUUACAGGCACACUGAAUUCUAAAUUCUUUUGGCCUGCUAUCGUAAAAACUUUACUAUCCUGCAUGAAAGGCGAAUCAUUAAUGAUCUUAAAACAAAUGGGCAUUGAUAUUUCUAUAUCAAAUAAUAAGUCACCAAUGUUUAAUUACGCUGGAUAUUGUAAGUAUUUGUCACCCUGGGAAAUCAAUAGAAUGGUAAUGGUGAUACAAGGACGUGGUUGGUGGUUUGAGAGCAAUGAUAUGAGUCCCGUAGAACUUAUAAUAGAACAAGAACUUUACAAACUAUUUAUGUCUCGAUGCUCAACGUUGAAACAUCUCAUAAUUCCAAAAGCUCGAAUCUUGACUUAUCCUGGUGCUACUAUGUGCCUCUCUCAACUUUCCGUCUUGGAAUGCAGCACGAGCAUUCCAUCAACUUUUUUUAAAGAAAUGGCACAGUAUUGCCAUAACCUUCAAAAGUUAAUUGUUGAGCCUUGUGAUGAAGACGUUGAGGGAUUGGCGAUGCUCAUCACUAAACAGACCGGUUUAAGAGAAGUUGAAUUGGUUCCUACAAAACCGAUACAAAUCAAAACUGUGGAAUGUCAUCAAAUUGGAAAAGCCUUGGUAACGCAAGCAGCUUCUCUGAAAUCGUUAUACAUACAAAAUUAUCUUUGUUUUGCACCAGAAUUACUUGCAUCUUUCAUAAACCUAGUAACUCUAAGAGUUAAUAUUUGUGUAAGAUUUCACGAAGGAUUAUCAUCUUCAAUGUCGUUUCCACAACUAGAAACCCUUGAAAUAUUUGAAGACAAAUCAACACCAUUCGAAUAUUACACAAAAGUGAUCGAGAGCACCGGUGGAAAUCUUGAAAAGAUAUACUUUAACAACGUAUCCUAUGCAGAUGAUCAGGAAUUACGGAAUUAUAUACAUGCAAUUACAUUUGGCUGUCAAAAUAUUAGAUUGGUUACAAUUGUCCUAAGCAACAAAAUAGAAAUAGAUGAGUUAGAACAAUUACUUGAAUCAUGCCAAAAAAUUGAAGUUUUAAAGCUACAGGCUCGAUCACUAAAAAUUAUUGAUGGAGAACGUAUACUUCAAUUAUUGGCGGUGAAAGCGCCGCGGAGUUUAACAACUUUGAACUUUGAUUCAGAGAGACCAUAUGGAUGUUGGCUAUUUUCGUACAAGACUUUGGAUGAGUUUUUGAAUACUUGGAAAGUCCGGAACAUGAAACCAUUGUCAAUAUAUUUUGAAAUAGGAUGUUAUGAACCAGGAUUUAACGCAAAACAUUAUAAGAUUAUUAAGAGAUAUCUCAACGAAGGAGUAUUAAAAAAAUUUUAUGAGAUUAAUAAUUUAUGUGAUCCUUACAAAAAAUGGCAAUGUUUAGGACCAUGGGAAUGA
Molecule: messenger RNA, 1509 nt
Organism: Dentiscutata heterogama
Lineage: Eukaryota; Fungi; Glomeromycota; Glomeromycetes; Diversisporales; Gigasporaceae
Source: the annotation of a GenBank genome assembly